This is a messenger RNA of Postia placenta MAD-698-R-SB12, 1380 nucleotides long. RefSeq lists its product as hypothetical. The record is from RefSeq and is a predicted model, not a curated record. Gene Ontology annotation, biological process: spliceosomal complex assembly; protein phosphorylation; regulation of mRNA processing. The transcript is spliced from 8 exons. NCBI's taxonomy places the organism in Eukaryota, Fungi, Basidiomycota, Agaricomycetes, Polyporales, Adustoporiaceae. The coding region runs from base 1 to 1380 and encodes 459 amino acids. Gene Ontology annotation, molecular function: protein kinase activity; ATP binding.
AUGUCUCCCGAUUGGUAUACGCAGGCAGCGGACAACAACAAUAACAACGACUCGCAACGUUUUACGGUCAUUGAGGCAGAGCAGACAAGCACAGCAUCUUCGUCGACGGACGCCUUGGCCGAUGAUCAGUCUUUCAAGGUGUCUAUAUCACUCAAAGUCUCGCCAAUAAACACAGCGUUACCCAAAGCCUUCUCUGACGUGGCAGGCUUGACGCACGGAUCUGGAAUGACUGGGGCGUCACAUGCUUCCACCAGCAGCGGCAAAUCUUCGUCUGCAGGCUCUAGGACUUGCGCCAAGGAGGGCACAAUAACGCUAGAUAUUCCUGCGAGACUGGGGCAAGUUCUCGACAAAGGCAGAUACUGCAUCGUCAGAAAACUCGGAUACGGACAAUGCUCGAGCGUCUGGCUCGCGCGAGACAAAGGGGAGGAUCGCUUUGUAUCUCUGAAGAUCUUGACCUGCGAAGCGACCAAGGCACUUUCAGGCACAUCACCAUUGUCCGACGAGCUCGGUCUGCUGCAGAAGAUAGCCGACGGUGACCAAGGGCAUCCUGGAUUCCGACAUAACAUCAAGUACUACGGCUCGUUUGAAUUUCCGGGACCUCAUGGCAAGCAUCACUGUGUGAUUACGGAGGUGCUUGGGUACAGCCUGGAGUAUGUUCGCACACUGAACCCCAACGGAGACCGUCGUGUGCAGACGAGCACUGUCAAACGCGUCGUGAAGCACAUCGUCCGAGGAUUAGACACACGAGCUGUCGACGGACCCUUCAGCAUGCUACGCAGUCCGCCUGUCGUGCCCAUUGUGUCGCAAGUGCUUCCGCUAUCCACGGAGCCGUCCAUCCAGGAAGACCGCUUGGAGGCUGUGGUCUCCGACGUCGGACACUCGCACUGGAGAGACCGCCACUUCCAAGAGAUCAUCCAGCCAGCGGCUCUGCGUGCACCGGAGGUGAUCCUUGGCUACAGAUGGGACACGCCUGCAGAUAUAUGGAAUCUAGGGUGCAUUGUUUGUAUUUCACAUAAUAUCCCUGUGAUGGAGCUUUUGAUCGGGUUCUGGCUGUUCGAACCCAACAAGGAAAGCGGAUGGGGUGUCGAGGAAGACCAUCUCGUGCGCAUGACGGAAGCGUUGGACACUCGCUUCGAUGUCGAGUUUCUCAGCAAAUGCAUGCACAGGGACCAAUUCUUCACCGCGGAUGGCAGUUUCGCUCAUUUUGAUGCGCACAAGGAGCCGACGUGGACCAUUCGCAGGCUGCUAGAGACCUUCUCUCUCGAACAAGAUGAGGCUGAGAUUGUCGAGGCAGAGCGAUUUAUCCUCAGAUGCCUACGGCUUGUUCCUGAAGAGCGUGCCACGGCCAAAGAUCUUGCCAACAACACAUGGCUAGAGUAG